UGCGCGGCCCGCCAGGCCCGGGACCCGCAGCUUCGCCGCUCGCCGGUCGGCGCAGCCCAGAGGCCCGAGCCAUGGAAUCGGAGGAGGAGCAGCACAUGACCACGCUGCUGUGCAUGGGCUUCUCGGACCCCGCCACCAUCCGCAAGGCCCUGCGCCUGGCCAAGAACGACAUCAACGAGGCCGUGGCGCUGCUCACCAACGAGCGGCCGGGCCUCGACUACGGCGGCUACGAGCCCAUGGACAGCGGCGGCGGCCCCAGCCCCGGGCCCGGUGGGGGCCCGCGGGGCGACGGCGGAGGUGACGGCGGCGGCGGCGGCCCCUCCCGCGGCGGGAGCACCGGAGGCGGGGGUGGUUUCGACCCCCCGCCCGCCUACCACGAGGUGGUGGACGCGGAGAAGAAUGAUGAAAAUGGAAACUGCUCUGGGGAAGGAAUUGAAUUCCCUACAACAAAUUUGUACGAACUGGAAAGCCGUGUUUUAACGGAUCAUUGGUCCAUCCCUUAUAAGCGAGAAGAAUCACUAGGCAAAUGCCUGUUGGCCUCUACCUACCUAGCAAGACUUGGUCUUUCUGAAUCUGAUGAGAAUUGUAAAAGAUUUAUGGAUAGGUGUAUGCCUGAAGCAUUUAAAAAGCUCCUGACAUCAAGUGCUGUUCACAAGUGGGGUACUGAAAUUCAUGAAGGAAUCUACAACAUGUUGAUGCUGUUAAUAGAACUGGUUGCAGAGAGAAUAAAACAAGAUCCAAUUCCCAUUGGGCUCCUGGGCGUGCUUACAAUGGCUUUCAAUCCUGAUAAUGAAUACCAUUUUAAAAACAGAAUGAAAGUGUCUCAAAGGAAUUGGGCAGAAGUGUUUGGAGAGGGAAAUAUGUUUGCUAUUUCACCUGUAUCUACUUUCCAAAAGGAACCUCAUGGAUGGGUUGUGGAUUUGGUAAAUAAGUUUGGAGAAUUAGGUGGGUUUGCAGCAAUCCAAGCCAAGCUCCAUUCAGAAGAUAUAGAACUUGGGGCUGUCUCCGCGUUGGUGCAACCCUUAGGAGUGUGUGCAGAGUACCUGAAUUCCUCAGUGGUGCAGGUAGGAUUAAACCAUUUCACAUUACUGCAGAGGGUGAUCCAAGACAAGCAGAUUAAAUAAAAGAGGUUGGUUAGCAUCCCUGAGCUCUUGUCUGCCAUUAAGUUACUUUGCAUGCGCUUCCAACCGGAUCUGGUGACAAUUGUGGAUGACCUUCGACUAGACAUCCUACUGCGCAUGCUGAAAUCACCACAUUUUAGUGCUAAAAUGAAUUCCCUCAAAGAAGUAACCAAACUAAUAGAAGAUAGCACUUUAUCCAAAUCUGUGAAGAAUGCAAUAGAUACAGACAGAUUAUUAGAUUGGCUAGUUGAAAACUCAGUUCUAUCAAUUGCAUUGGAAGGUAACAUCGACCAAGCACAAUACUGUGAUCGUAUAAAGGGAAUUAUUGAACUCUUGGGUAGUAAACUGUCUUUGGAUGAGCUCACUAAAAUUUGGAAGAUACAGUCCGGACAAUCAUCUACCGUGAUCGAGAACAUUCAUACUAUUAUUGCUGCAGCAGCUGUGAAAUUUAAUUCAGAUCAGCUCAAUCAUUUGUUUGUUCUCAUUCAGAAGAGCUGGGAGACUGAGAGUGACAGAGUAAGACAGAAGCUGUUGAGCCUGAUUGGACGAAUAGGCCGGGAAGCUCGCUUUGAGACCACUUCUGGAAAGGUGUUAGAUGUACUCUGGGAACUGGCUCAUCUUCCAACGCUGCCCAGUAGCCUUAUUCAGCAAGCCUUGGAGGAGCACCUGACAAUCCUCAGUGACGCGUACGCUGUGAAGGAAGCAAUCAAGAGGAGCUACAUCAUUAAGUGCAUAGAAGACAUUAAAAGGCCUGGGGAAUGGUCAAGUUUGGAAAAAAACAAGAAGGAUGGAUUCAAGUCAUCUCAACUUAAUAAUCCCCAGUUUGUCUGGGUGGUACCAGCUUUGCGUCAGCUCCAUGAAAUCACUCGCUCAUUUAUAAAACAAACCUAUCAAAAGCAAGACAAGAGCAUUAUUCAAGACUUGAAGAAAAAUUUUGAAAUAGUGAAAUUGGUAACGGGAAGUUUGAUAGCUUGUCAUCGACUUGCAGCAGCGGUGGCUGGGCCCGGAGGCUUAACUGGCUUGACACUAGUGGAUGGCCGAUACACUUACCGGGAGUAUUUAGAGGCACAUCUAAAAUUUCUGGCAUUUUUCUUGCAAGAAGCUACUCUGUAUCUGGGUUGGAAUCGUGCCAAGGAAAUAUGGGAGUGUCUCGUGACUGGCCAGGAUGUUUGUGAAUUAGAUAGAGAGAUGUGUUUUGAAUGGUUCACAAAAGGGCAGCAUGAUCUUGAGAGUGAUGUUCAGCAGCAGCUCUUCAAGGAGAAAAUCCUUAAAUUGGAAUCAUAUGAAAUCACUAUGAAUGGUAGGAAAAAACUUAAAAUCAUUUUUUUUCCAGUAUUUUUAAGUAAGGAAUUUUACUCUUUCUAUGUAGAAAAGCUGGAAUUGAUAGGAAUGGAUUUCAUUUGGAAAAUAGCCAUGGAAUCACCUGAUGAAGAAAUUGCUAAUGAAGCUAUUCAGUUAAUCAUCAACUAUAGUUACAUUAAUCUAAAUCCUAGGUUAAAGAAGGAUUCAGUAUCUUUACAUAAGAAGUUCAUUGCUGAUUGCUAUACAAGACUAGAAGCUCACAGUAAUGAAACCAUAGGGAGUGUCCGAUGGAAGAUAGCCAAGCAGUUGUGCUCUCCUGUGGAUAAUAUACAGAUAUUUACAAAUGAUAGCCUGCUGACAGUGAAUAGAGAUCAAAAGCUGCUCCACCAGCUGGGCUUCUCUGAUGAGCAAGUGCUUACAGUGAAGACUUCUGGCAGUGGGACCCCAUCUGGAAGCUCCGCGGAUUCCUCCACCAGCUCCAGCAGCAGCAGCAGUGGGGUUUUCAGUUCCUCGUAUGUCAUGGAGCAGGAGAAAUCCCUCCCCGGCGUUGUGAUGGCUCUUGUGUGCAACGUGUUUGACAUGCUUUACCAGCUUGCCAAUCUGGAGGAGCCAAGGAUAACUCUCCGAGUACGAAAGCUUCUGCUCUUGAUACCGACGGAUCCAGCCAUUCAGGAAGCCCUUGAUCAACUUGAUUCUUUAGGAAGAAAGGCUCACAGUAAUGAAACCAUAGGGAGUGUCCGAUGGAAGAUAGCCAAGCAGUUGUGCUCUCCUGUGGAUAAUAUACAGAUAUUUACAAAUGAUAGCCUGCUGACAGUGAAUAGAGAUCAAAAGCUGCUCCACCAGCUGGGCUUCUCUGAUGAGCAAGUGCUUACAGUGAAGACUUCUGGCAGUGGGACCCCAUCUGGAAGCUCCGCGGAUUCCUCCACCAGCUCCAGCAGCAGCAGCAGUGGGGUUUUCAGUUCCUCGUAUGUCAUGGAGCAGGUUCUAAGCUCCAAACUCAUGCCAACAGCUGAUGAUGACAUGGCAAGAAGUUGUGCCAAAUCCUUCUGUGAGAAUUUCCUCAAAGCAGGAGGUUUGAGUUUGGUUGUGAAUGUCAUGCAGAGGGAUUCCAUCCCAUCAGAAGUAGACUAUGAAACAAGGCAGGGUGUUUAUUCUAUUUGCCUACAACUUGCAAGAUUUUUACUUGUUGGACAAACAAUGCCCACGUUAUUAGAUGAAGACCUCACCAAAGAUGGAAUCGAAGCACUUUCUUCCCGCCCAUUCCGAAAUAUUAGCCGGCAAACAAGCAGACAGAUGUCCUUAUGUGGUACCCCAGAAAAGUCAUCCUACCGACAGUUGUCAGUGUCUGAUAGGUCUUCUAUUAGGGUUGAGGAAAUCAUCCCUGCUGCUCGGGUUGCAAUACAAACAAUGGAAGUAAGUGAUUUCACUUCUACUGUGGCUUGUUUCAUGAGAUUGUCAUGGGCUGCAGCUGCAGGACGGCUUGACCUCGUUGGGAGUAGCCAGCCAAUUAAAGAAAGUAAUUCCCUGUUUCCUGCUGGAAUUCGAAACAGACUCAGCAGUUCAGGAAGCAAUUGCAGCUCUGGAAGCGAAGGAGAGCCAGUAGCCCUACAUGCAGGAAUCUGUGUUCGACAGCAGUCUGUGUCCACCAAAGACUCACUGAUUGCUGGAGAGGCUUUGUCUCUUCUUGUUACGUGCCUACAGCUCCGGAGCCAGCAACUGGCAUCUUUCUAUAACUUGCCCUGUGUUGCUGAUUUUAUCAUUGAUAUUCUGCUUGGAUCACCAAGUGCUGAGAUUCGCCGGGUUGCCUGUGAUCAACUGUACACUCUUAGUCAGACGGACACUUCAGCACAUCCGGAUGUACAGAAGCCAAAUCAGUUUCUUCUAGGUGUCAUUCUCACGGCUCAGCUGCCUCUCUGGUCCCCAACUAGUAUUAUGAGAGGAGUCAAUCAGAGACUAUUGUCUCAGUGUAUGGAGUAUUUUGAUUUGAGGUGCCAAUUAUUAGAUGAUCUAACGACUUCAGAAAUGGAGCAGUUAAGAAUCAGCCCAGCUACCAUGCUUGAAGAUGAGAUUACUUGGCUGGAUAACUUUGAACCUAAUCGCACAGCUGAAUGUGAGACCAGUGAAGCGGACAACAUCUUAUUGGCAGGGCACUUACGCCUCAUUAAGACCCUCCUCUCACUCUGUGGGGCAGAAAAGGAAAUGCUUGGUUCAUCACUCAUUAAACCAUUGUUGGAUGACUUCCUUUUCCGAGCUUCUAGAAUUAUUUUAAAUAGUCAUUCUCCAGCUGGCAGUGCCGCCAUCAGUCAACAGGACUUUCAUCCAAAGUGUAGUACAGUGAAUAGCCGAUUGGCAGCCUAUGAAGUCCUUGUAAUGUUGGCCGAUAGUUCACCUUCAAAUCUUCAAAUUAUUAUAAAAGAGCUACUUUCUAUGCAUCAUCAACCUGACCCUGCUCUUACCAAGGAGUUUGAUUACCUCCCCCCAGUGGACAGCAGGUCUAGCUCAGGGUUUGUGGGGCUGAGGAAUGGCGGCGCGACUUGUUACAUGAAUGCAGUCUUCCAGCAGCUGUACAUGCAACCUGGGCUCCCAGAGGCAUUACUUUCAGUAGAUGAUGACACAGACAACCCAGAUGAUAGCGUGUUUUACCAAGUGCAGUCUCUCUUUGGGCAUUUGAUGGAGAGCAAGCUGCAGUAUUAUGUACCUGAGAACUUUUGGAAGAUUUUCAAGAUGUGGAACAAAGAACUUUAUGUGAGAGAACAGCAGGAUGCCUAUGAAUUCUUUACUAGUCUCAUUGAUCAGAUGGAUGAAUAUCUCAAGAAAAUGGGGAGAGACCAAAUUUUUAAGAAUACUUUUCAGGGCAUCUAUUCUGAUCAGAAGAUCUGUAAAGAUUGUCCUCACAGAUAUGAACGUGAAGAAGCAUUCAUGGCUCUCAAUCUAGGAGUUACUUCUUGUCAAAGUUUGGAAAUUUCUUUGGACCAGUUUGUCAGAGGAGAAGUUCUAGAGGGAAGCAAUGCAUACUACUGUGAAAAGUGUAAAGAAAAGAGAAUAACAGUGAAAAGAACCUGUAUUAAGUCUUUACCUAGUGUCUUGGUAAUUCACCUGAUGAGAUUUGGAUUUGACUGGGAGAGUGGACGCUCCAUUAAAUAUGAUGAACAAAUAAGGUUUCCUUGGAUGCUAAACAUGGAGCCUUACACAGUUUCAGGAAUGGCUCGCCAGGAUUCAUCUUCGGAAGUUGGUGAAAAUGGGCGAAGUAUGGACCAGGGAGGUGGAGGAUCCCCACGAAAAAAAGUUGCCCUCACAGAAAACUAUGAACUUGUCGGUGUCAUUGUCCACAGUGGGCAGGCACACGCAGGCCACUACUAUUCCUUCAUCAAGGAUCGGCGGGGGUGUGGAAAAGGAAAGUGGUAUAAAUUUAAUGACACAGUUAUAGAAGAAUUUGACCUAAAUGAUGAGACCCUGGAGUAUGAAUGCUUUGGAGGAGAAUAUAGACCAAAAGUUUAUGAUCAAACAAACCCGUACACUGAUGUACGUCGAAGAUACUGGAAUGCCUAUAUGCUCUUCUACCAAAGGGUAUCCGAUCAAAACUCCCCAGUAUUACCAAAGAAAAGUCGAGUCAGUGUUGUACGGCAGGAAGCUGAGGAUCUCUCUCUGUCAGCUCCGUCUUCACCAGAAAUUUCACCUCAGUCAUCUCCUCGGCCCCAUAGGCCUAACAAUGACCGGCUCUCUAUUCUAACCAAGCUGGUUAAAAAAGGUGAGAAGAAAGGACUAUUUGUGGAGAAAAUGCCUGUUCGAAUAUACCAGAUGGUGAGAGAUGAGAACCUCAAGUUUAUGAAGAACAGAGAUGUGUACAGUAGUGAUUACUUCAGUUUUGUUUUGUCUUUAGCUUCAUUGAAUGCUACUAAAUUAAAGCACCCGUAUUAUCCCUGCAUGGCAAAGGUGAGCUUACAGCUUGCUAUUCAAUUCCUUUUUCAAACUUACCUACGGACAAAGAAAAAACUCAGGGCUGACACUGAAGAAUGGAUUGCUACUAUUGAAGCAUUACUUUCAAAAAGUUUCGACGCUUGUCAGUGGCUAGUUGAAUAUUUUAUUAGUUCUGAAGGACGAGAAUUGAUAAAGAUUUUCUUGUUGGAGUGCAAUGUGAGAGAAGUACGAGUCGCCGUAGCCACCAUUCUGGAGAAAACCCUAGACAGUGCCUUGUUCUAUCAGGAUAAGUUAAAAAGCCUUCAUCAGUUACUGGAGGUACUACUUGCUCUGUUGGAUAAAGAUGUCCCAGAAAAUUGUAAAAACUGUGCUCAGUACUUUUUCCUGUUCAACACUUUUGUACAAAAGCAAGGUAUCAGGGCUGGGGACCUUCUUCUGAGGCAUUCAGCUCUGCGACACAUGAUCAGCUUUCUCCUCGGGGCUGGUCGGCAAAACAGUCAGAUACGUCGAUGGAGUUCAGCACAAGCACGAGAAUUUGGGAAUCUUCACAAUACAGUGGCAUUACUUGUUUUGCAUUCAGAUGUCUCUUCCCAAAGGAACGUUGCUCCUGGCAUAUUUAAACAACGACCACCUGUUAGCGUUGCUCCCUCGAGCCCUCUGCUGCCCCUGCAUGAGGAAGUGGAAGCCUUGCUGUUUCUGUCUGAGGGGAAACCUUACCUGUUAGAGGUGAUGUUUGCUCUGCGAGAGCUGACGGGCUCACUCCUGGCGCUCAUGGAGAUGGUCGUGUACUGCUGCUUCUGCAAUGAGCAUUUUUCUUUCACUAUGCUGCAUUUUAUUAAGAACCAGCUAGAAACGGCUCCACCCCAUGAGUUAAAGAAUACAUUCCAACUACUGCAUGAGAUAUUGGUCAUUGAAGAUCCCAUACAAGGAGAGCGAGUCAAAUUUGUGUUUGAGACAGAAAAUGGAUUACUAGCUUUGAUGCACCACAGUAAUCAUGUGGAUAGCAGUCGCUGCUACCAGUGUGUCAAAUUUCUUGUAACCCUUGCUCAAAAGUGCCCUGCUGCUAAAGAGUAUUUCAAGGAGAAUUCCCAUCACUGGAGCUGGGCUGUACAGUGGCUGCAGAAAAAGAUGUCAGAACAUUAUUGGACACCACAGAGUAAUGUCUCUAACGAAACAUCAACUGGAAAGACCUUUCAGCGAACCAUUUCCGCUCAGGACACGUUAGCAUAUGCCACAGCUCUGUUGAAUGAAAAAGAGCAAUCAGGAAGCAGCAACGGGUCAGAGAGCAGUCCUGCCAAUGAGAAUGGAGAGAGGCACCUACAGCAGGGUUCAGAAUCUCCCAUGGUGAUUGGUGAGUUGAGAAGUGACCUUGACGAUGUUGAUCCUUAGAGGAACAUGUCCAGCCCAACAAGGAGUCAGGCCACAAUACUGGAUGCUCGGCACCUUUUGAAACCAGAAUUUCGUCCUUGGACCCUUUGCAAGAGCCUGGAGACCGGACUGGGAGAGCCGCCAUGACUCGGGAGCAUCGUGUGUCUUUCAAGGAACGCGUUCUUUGGGCCCUGGAAGGCUGGGAGCUGUUUGGCAGUGGGAGCACUCGGCAUGCGGAUCGCUGUCCCAGGAGCACGGUCCACGUGUGUGUUCACGUUGUGAAGAUUUUAGGAAAUAAAGCCCGCGUCAGACUUUUUUGUUACAUGAACCUGCAAGAGUGAGCGUAAAGCUGUUGCUUUCUCUAUGAUGCUACAAAAGAAAUUCCUUUGGUUUUUAUAUUUUAAGGAAAAAAAAAGCAAGCUGCCUGUAGAUAUGUGGGGGCAAAAUUUUUAAUCUUGCGGCAGCGUUGAAUAGAAAUAUCCAAUUUAAAAUGAUGUAAAGAUACGUGAUAAAAUUUCUUUUCAUUGUAAAAUAGUAGUUAAUUCAGUUUACACAGACCUUUGUAUUUAAUAUGUCUCCCUGUUUGUUUAGAACAGAUGGAUCUGAACGAGAGCCCUGGGCAUAAGCUUGAAUCUUGAUGAAAUGUUACCAGGAUCAAAAAUUGGGAAAUUAUUAAGCUCUUUAAAGUAUUUUUUGAUAGAACUGAGAAUGAAAAGAGCAAAAAAAAAAAAGUUUAAAAAUGCUGUGUUUUCCAAAAGUACAGGGUGCAUUCUUUGACAUCAAUCACUAAAGAAGUCAUGAGUUGUUCCCAAAACAAAUUUUAAAAACAGCACUUUAAGAUAUAAUUUUAUUGAGUUUGACUUCAUAAAAUUAUCUGUUUAAUGGUUGGAGACAUAUUGAAUAAAUCGUAGUCUUAAAUCAUGUGAUCUGCAAUCAUUUGCUUUUGCUUAAAACGUAAUUACUGAAAUCCCUUGGUAUUGGUUGUAUGUGUAGUUGAGUAUUUGAGUUGGGAGACACUGCUUGUGAGUUUCAUAGUGAUUUUAAUGCAGAGGAAGAAUUUGAGACUGUUUCUCCUCAACAUGACUAGUUAACACUGAAAAGACAGGCAAGGUUUAAGAUUUAUUUUCCCACAAAUAACUAGAAAGCGAUUGACCAACCAUCCAUUUAGUUGUAUUUGCCAAGUAUAGCACCAUUCACUCAUUUCAGGUUAGAUACCAGUUCCCUUUCGGGGAGGGGGGCAGGGGGGGCUUACACCAACCUGUUUCAUAUAUAUUUUGUACAUUUUGUAUUUUGAAUUGUUCACACACAUUUUCAGCCCUGUUUUGCCUUCAGUUACAUGUUCUGCCUUAUUUUCAUCUCACCAUGCACAGAACUAGGAGCCUUAGGAAGUGCCAGGUUGCCACCGUCACACUUGCCAAGUCAAAGAGGCGCGGCCAGCCCCAAAGUGCCUUCUGGCUGUUUGGGCAUUUUGUGUGGGCACGUGGCCGGGCAGACAGCUCUCGUCGCUGUGCUCCUUCAGUGGCCUGGUCAUUUCACUCUCUGGCAGCGGGAAUGUCUGUGCGGUCAGGCUUCACUUCGUCACCUUGUGACUUGCUGCAGGCUCCUGAUGAGAAGACGGAAAGGCCGGCACUUAAGAGCAGAACCGUGCCCUGGGAGAACAGACAGAAGCGAGUGGCAAACUUUAGAUGGUCCGAUGUUCUUGCAGUUUGGAAUGUGCUGUUCUUACGUCGAUUUUGCAUUCGUGAAUACUCCUUGACCUACUGUUUCCCCGACCCCCUUCUCACCUCUCCACCCCCAUCCUUUCCCAGAGAUGGUGUGGGGCAUGACACUGACACGCUGGCGAUGAUCCACGCUGGGAAGUCAUCGCUGGCAGCUGCACUCUCAGGAGCCCAAAUUCAGGAGUGAAAUUGCCACUUCUAGUCCCCUUAUUUCCUAUGGAAACAACGCCUUCCGCACCCCCAGCACCUGCUGUCCUCACUAAAGCUUCAUCAGGAUCGCCUGUCACCAGUGUGUACCGUACGCUUUGGUUCAUUUGCUUACAUUGUUGCUACAAUGAACAUCGUCUUCACUUUGCUGGUAACCACUUGAUUUCCAACGGCUGCAGUCAACAAAAACCUGCUGAUGACUUUUUUUAAUGUAGUACAACAAGUGACAAUUAUGACAGGCUUAUCUUGGAAGAGUUGUCAUUUUUACUGCCAAUUUUUUGGAUGAAGAUGUUUUUAUAAAUCUUUCAAAAUAGUCUGCAAAUCGAGCAGGAAUUGCACAAUUAACUCAAUGCUGUGUGUUCUCAAGAAGCUCCCUUAGUGAAGGCCGAUCUUAGGAUGGCCAAUGCCUGGGAAAGAAAACAAGCAAGUGUCCCAGCGUGCACCUCACCGUGACUUCUGGAGGACUCACAUGGUCACUGACAACGAGAAUACAUUGUAGGACCUAGGGCGCCGUGUCCUCAGACUUACCCUGUCUUGCCCCACUCUUCCUGCUAACAUCGAGGUGUGUGCAGUUACCUUUUGAGCUUGGAACAAGCAGACUGGAAUUUUCCUCUGCUACCUCUUGUGUACAAAAUCUUGUUUAUAAAAUUUCAAAAGGAAGUAGAUAAACUAGGGAAGACUCUUAAUUCUAAAUUUGUUUCAUGCGUGGCAGAAUUCUUAGCUUCUAAGAGUAUAAAAUAAAUUUUUCAAAAA
Molecule: messenger RNA, 10387 nt
Organism: Propithecus coquereli (Coquerel's sifaka)
Lineage: Eukaryota; Metazoa; Chordata; Mammalia; Primates; Indriidae
Gene: USP24
Product: ubiquitin specific peptidase 24
Exons: 64
Biological process (GO): protein deubiquitination
Cellular component (GO): nucleus; cytosol
Molecular function (GO): protein binding; cysteine-type endopeptidase activity; cysteine-type deubiquitinase activity
Source: RefSeq, a predicted model, not a curated record